CAGGCUUAAAAUUUUUGAAAAAAAUGAAAGUGAGUUUUUUGAAAAUCUGAAGCGACAGUUUUGUUCAGAAUUUGAUGCUGAUUUCAACCAUGUAAUUUUUAUUCGAAAAAAAUUGAGGCCACAAAACCGCCUUAUCCGCUUCCCUCCUUUCUUUCUCUUUAAACAAAUCCUCGAUCGGUUAAAAGUAUAUCACGUUUAAUAUAAUCGCUGUGUAAUUCAACCAAUGUUUCGACAAAUAAUGUUGGUAACUGAUCAAAUGAAAAAAGAAAUAUUAACCACUGUCAUUAGUAAGUUCAAUAAAAACAAUAUAUAUUUUCCAGUUUGAGUGGCUUUUUUUUUCAUUUCCUACACCUGUUCUACAAGUGUUCAACCAAAUACCGAAUACCCGUCUGAAUUGGUUUCAAUAAUUUAUACAUAUUUUGCAGUGUUUUCAUAUCUCCUUCUACAAUUAAUUUAUUACAUUCAUUGUUUAAUGUUUCUAUAUGUACAGUAAUCAAGUACUGAUGACGUUCGUUACAGACGUUUGUACAAGAUGUUGAAUUAAUAGAAGUUGUAAUUUCGCAUGCCAACGUCAAUACGACAUACACAAAUUCGAACAUUUGUCCGGUGCAUGGAUAAAAUCCUUCGUCACUCUUCAUGGCGCGUAGCAGUUGUCAAAUAAUUCUUCAAUUCACAUAAAUAGAACGCAUUCUGACUGUUAUUACAAAUAGUUUCAUGUUCGAAUCCUGCAUCCCAUGUCAUUUAUUGUCGAUCUCCACAUGAAAACGUGUUUUAACUUCUAAAAAAUGGAUUCAGUUCAUUUAUUUUUGCUAAUUAUGUCACAGUUUUCUUUCGUCGUCCAACUUCAAACGGUAUCAACAAGAACACAUUUUACGAGCCAGUGAAAGGAAAUCAUAUAAAGUUAUUGUUAAUUUUAGAGAGAAAAGGAAAAUACUGAAUUUUGUUCUAGUUGUACGUAAAUAUGUGAGAUGACAUCUUCAAGUGCUUUUAGUUUUCUGACAACUAUUGUUCGAUGAGCCUAAAAAAAGUAGAUUAUAGAGAAAAAUUGUUUAAUAGGUGUUUUCCUGUGCUUGCCCAUGGACGUGUAUAAGAUACAUAAAGAUGAUAACGAUUUGGUUCAGCUUUGAAUGUAGCUGUUUCAUCAUCUUUUAUCGAAUUACCUCGAGGCUGUCAAUAUCAUCUUAUUUUUUCUUCGUCAUUGACAACAUGCUUUUUUCGCCUUCAUAGAAAGAGAGGAAGAAGACAGAAAUGUACGCUCGAUUCUGGCAUCAGUAGAGCUACAAAAAAUAGUGAUUUUUUCUUCUCUAGUUUUUCUUUCUUAUUCACGUUAGAUACCCAUAUCAAAACACACAUCUGUGAUCUUUUUUUUCUUCUAAUAGACCACACGUCUACAAGUAAACUAUAUGAAACGAAGGAAUAUAUUCAAACACAUAUAGUCUACAGAAGAAUCAAACAUCUUUGAUAAUGUACGUGUUAACAUACGCACACGCGGUAUAUAAUUGAAUAAGAAAAUAAAGUAGAAAAGAAAGGAAAAUCACUAUUUUUCGCAGGAGGUCUAGCUACUUUUGUGGAAAAAGUACAAAAUCGCAUCGUCGUCGUGGUGUAAGAAAAAAAACAUGUUGUAACGAGAAUAAGAUAUGCAGUCUCGAGAUAGUUUGUGUGGAUAAAUACCAUAGCAUUCUCGUCACUGUUGGUUUAAACUAUCCUUAUUUCACUAUUUCAGAAAUAAACAGUGUUUAUCAAUGGCAGCGAAGAACGAACCGGUGUCUGUCAAUGAAAAGCGAGAGGUUGUCAAAAACGAACCGACAUUUCGAAACUGGAUAAAAGAUGAUAAAACAGCUGCAUUCGAAGCUGAACCAAAUCGUUAUCAUCUUUAUAUAUCUUCUGCAUGUCCAUGGGCUCAUCGAACAUUAGUUGUCAGAAAACUAAAAGGACUUGAAGAUAUUAUUUCGUAUUCAAGUGUCGAUACGUUUUUGGAUAUGGCUAAAGGAUGUGGAUGGGCAUUUAGUAAAAGCUAUCCCGAUCCACACCAUUCCCACUUCACUCAUUUGAAAGAUGUUUAUCGUUUAAGCGAUCCAAACUUUGAUGGUCGAGUGACUGUUCCUGUACUGUUUGAUCUUAAGACUCAAAACAUUGUAAACAAUGAAUCAUCAGAAAUAAUUCGAAUGUUAAAUUCUGAGUUCAAUCGUUUCGCGAAAAAUCCUGAUUUAGAUCUUUAUCCCGAGUCGUUAAGAUCAAAAAUUGAUUUACUUAAUGAUGAGAUUUAUUCAAAAUUGAAUACUGGUGUUUAUCGUGCAGGAUUUGCAACUACUCAAGAAGUCUACGAAAGUGCUUUCCAUGAUGUAUUUCAAAUAUUGGAUAAAUUAGAAAUCAUAUUGUCAGAAUCACGUUAUUUAGCUGAUAAUAACAAAUUAACUGAAGCCGAUGUCCGUCUUUGGACAACACUCGUCCGAUUUGAUCCCGUUUAUGUUACACAUUUCAAAUGUAAUAAGAAAUUAAUAACAAAGGAUUAUCCAAAUUUGUACGGAUUUCUACGCGAGAUAUAUCAAAUGAAUGGGAUCAAAGAAACAGUUAAGAUAGAUGAAAUAAAAAAACUUUAUUUCACAUCACACAGACAUAUAAAUUCCACCGGAAUUAUACCUCUAGGACCAGACGUUGAUUACGAUCUACCACAUAAAAGAGACAAUUGA
This is a messenger RNA of Didymodactylos carnosus, 2690 nucleotides long. The record is from the annotation of a GenBank genome assembly. NCBI's taxonomy places the organism in Eukaryota, Metazoa, Rotifera, Eurotatoria, Philodinida, Philodinidae.